Nematolebias whitei (Rio pearlfish) is the source of this 4826-nucleotide messenger RNA. RefSeq names its product KIAA1549-like a. Lineage: Eukaryota; Metazoa; Chordata; Actinopteri; Cyprinodontiformes; Rivulidae. The coding region runs from base 23 to 4606 and encodes 1527 amino acids. The transcript is spliced from 24 exons. The record is from RefSeq and is a predicted model, not a curated record.
CUCGGGAUUAAUUGGUUGACCAAUGGCUCCCAAACAUGCGCUCCGCUCCGGCAGUGGCCCCGGGGCCCCGAACAACAACAACACGGAGCCAGACUCUUGUUUCCUGGCGGCGCGGAGCCGGGAUGCGGGGAUGGUGGCGGCCGUCUGCUCGCGGAGGACCAGGAGCAGGUGUCGGGUUCUGAAUGGGAUGCUGGCCCGGGUGUGCGUGGUGCUGGUCCUGAUGCUGCAGAGCUCCGUGACCGCUGGCGCCAAGGAAGAUCAUUACACAUCAGCUCAGCAGGCUGACUCACCUCGGGACCCUACGGUGCCCCCCAACCUCACUGCGCCUCUUCAGCUCAGAGCCAGAGCUCAGGUUAAAGAUGCCGCCGCCCCUGCUGUUGGUCCUGAUGCUGAACUCAGACCUUGGCCCGAGGGUAAAGUGUUCGCCGAGGCGAGAACGGCCGUCUGGACAGAAACAGAAGCCGGGGCAGGUGGGAAAGUCUUUGCAGAGACGGGGAUCAUGACAGAAACUCAUGCUUGGGCCCAAGCAGGCUGGAGGCCUGUCGAUGCAGAGGAGGGGGUCCUCGGAGACCUGACUCCCAUGCUGGGGCAGGAGCAGGGAGGAGAGGUUCGGAGAGAGGAGGUCUUCUCAUCGGUUCUGACUGCGCUGACAGAGACGGCAGAGCUGCAGACUCCAACGGUUAGGAAACCUUUAGGGCUGCUGUCCAAAGCUGCUUGGACCAAAACCAUGUCUUCAUCAUCCAAGGCCGGAUCCUCCUCCACAACAAAAGCAUCCUCUGUGGCCUCCUCUUCCUCCUCUCCAUCCAGUCGUGUAGCAACAACAGCCAAUGUUUCUGUGGUUCUUGGGAACAACAACGCCUCCGACAACAACAGUUUUGAGGAAUCUGUGAGCAGCCUCCCAGCCUGGGAUCUACCCACUGUACCUGAAUCCCUGUUGUCCACAGUGGGCGACCACGACAUCACGCUUCCCGCCAACAUCACCAGCCCUUUCUCCACCCAUCAGUGGAACACCACCAUGCCUGUCCGCCUCAAAAACACCUCGCAGGACACAACCACAGUGACCCCGACCACCACAGUGACCCCGACCGCCACUUCGACGGUACCGUUCCCCACCACCGCAGGAACACAGACGCCAACAGAAUCCACCACAGCGUCGCAAAACACGAGCGAGGACACUGCGACGAGCGACAGCCUGAAGCUGACGACUGCAACCAUGACAACACCCUCGACAACCACGUCUACUGUUGUGAGCGCAGAGAUGACGACGCAGGCGCCAAUCACGGGGAGCGCCGUAGCUUCACCGUCAAACGCCACAACUGCUCCUGCGACCACGCAGGAAACGACAAGCCUCAACGCUACAACGACUACAGCUCCACCCACAACAACAACAACAACCUCUACAACUACAUUCAGCCCCACUACCACCCCCAUGACAACCGCUCCCCCAACCACAACCACCACAACCACUACAACUACCACUCCAGCUCCGACUACUACCACCACCACUGCAUCAACUACUUCUACUGCUGCCCCUACUACAACCACAACAACUACCACCACCACAACUAAAGCACCGGACACCACUGUGUUCAUCCCAGUCCAAACUACACCCCCUCUGACAACAACCGCACACACCCUCUCCACCACCAGCGCAGAGGACAUUCAUCUACCCUGCAACGUGACCGAGAGGUUCUGGGUCAAAACGGUUUUGUCUAUUGAGCUACGCAGAAACCGUCUGGACCUGAUCCUGAAACAGAACCUAUCAAAAGGACUGAGUCAUGCCCUGCAGAGAGCCCUGAAUGACUCCAACGCCAGCGCACAGGUGGAGCGAGACGACUGCAGCCCUCACAACGUGACUCUGGGCUACUACGUGACCAGCGGGAAAACGGUCUACGUUUCCUCUCUGGUUGUGGAAGUGCUGACUGUUUACGGCUUUGACAAGCUGCUGUCUGACAUCAGGCAGCACACCCCGCUGGUUAAGGCAGUUCUGGUUCCGGUGGGGUCCUGGAUGCCCACGCCAAAGUUUCAUCUGCAACUCAAAACAGUGCUGAGAUUUGUUGGGCCGACAGACAACAUCUACUCCUGCAGUUUUGUCCAGAUGAUGGAGCAGCGGCUGGAGAACGCAUUUGAAGAGGCUCAGGAUAAAGUUCUGGAGACCUACAACCGACUCAACGUGGAGAUCCAGAGCAUCUCCCAGGAGCCUGGCUCCCCUUCCGUUUCUCUUGUUUACGUGGUGAAAAACCAAGAAGCAGUUCUUAACGGGACGAUCUCCAGCGGACUCCUCAACCAGCUGACUGCAGAGUUGGUGGGAUACUUUUUGUUCUACCCGCCGCUGGUCAUCGCUGAGCCCCUUGAGUACCACAAUCUCAACACAUCAGCAGCAACCAGGAGCUACUGGGUGAUCACAGUGAUCCAGGAUGUGGACAGCUCCUCCCUGGAGGCCAACUACCAGAGCUUUGCCAGUUUGAUGGAGCAGCGGCUGGUCGAGCUUUUUCUGGUCGCUGGCAGACAGGGCUCUCGAACGGCCAGGUCCCGGCGGGCCACUACUGUGGGCAGCUACACCGUACAGAUGGUGAGCAUUCGUCGGCUGCCAGGACCCAAGAAUCCAGCCGAGAUGACCUACUACGCCCAGCAGAACGGAGAUCCCAUCACAGGAAGCACAGCUGCUAAGACCCUGAGCAGUCUGGACUCCCAGACCAUGGCUCUAACGCUGGGAUACUUCGUACAAGUUCAGGCUGAACCUGUGGUGAAGACACCGCCCAGCAACCUGUGGAUCAUGGCUGUUCUGACGCCGCUCUUCUUACUGAUGGUUGUGAUCGGAAUGGUUGCCUUCAUCCUGUGUAAGAGGAACAGAGUCAUUUUCAAAUCUGGUGCGUUCAGGACCUUCAAAGCACGUUCCAAGACUUCAUAUCGAAGAGAGGGCAGUUACCACCACCAGCCUGUCCAGGGCUUCGACUACGCCAAGAAGCACAUGGGUCGGACGGGGGAUGACGCCAUCUCCGUUACCAAAGAGACGCUGGUGUUGGGACUGCCGGUUCGAGAUGCUCCUCUGUCACUGUCACUGUCACUGGAUAAAAAGGCUCAUCAAGAUGGGACUGCAAACAAAAGGCCUCCAUCUGCUGAGACACACAAAGCAGGACGGUUGCCAAGUGAGGAGAAUGGCUCCAUGUCAAGUAACAGCUCAGGGAAGCUGAACACCAGCAAGAGCUCCUCUGCCCGAAGGACGGCGACUGGCAGCAGCAGCAAGAACGGCAAAGAGGAGCUGCACAAGAGGGGCGCCAACGACCUGUACGAAGACCACUCCAGCUCCCUGCGUCUCAUUACCAUCAAACCCAUGACGGCCCAGCCCACCUACUCGUACCCCUCCUCCUCCUCACACAGCCAGGACUCUGUCAUCGUCAACGGGGAGGCAAACCCUACGGGUCUAAAACAGAAGUCAGACAUCGAGCACUACAGGAACAAACUGCGUCAGAAGGCUCGAAGGAAAGGCUACGGAGAGUUCUCACUCUCUGAGAGCCUCAACCACGGUUACAUUCACCGAGACAGCAGACACAGUCGCCAUGACAACGGGGUCAAACAGCCCAUGACCGCCGAGGAGAAGAGGGCCUCAUUCGCAGGAUGUCACAAGAGGUAUUCCCACCCACGAGAGCCCACCUACUGGAGCCGGCAGUCUCUGAGCAGCCCGAGCCCGGUGGAGACGGAGAUGGACCUGCUGGUGCUCAGGGAGAGAUCCAGGAGGGGCAUCCGCAACAACGGCUAUGAUGGCGAACCGGAACCGUUUGAGGAGACCAACAUGGACCGUCUGAUGAGCUCUCUGGGCUACGGAGGUGGAUCCACUGGAACCGGGAACAGCAGUUUAGGGGUGAAAGCUCACCGCGGCUCCGACUCCUCCACACUCAGUUCGCAGCCGUCCAUUGACGAGGUCCGCACGCAAAUGCACAUGUUGCUUGGCAACGCUUUCAGCCUGGCACCUCCGGACCAUGACCCCCCUUCGCCUCCAACCAACCACCACCAUCACCACCACCACGCUCACAGUGUCUACAAUCCGACCCAUUCAAGCCACUACGGUGACGGGGUGACCAGCGCCCCGGGGACCAUGAACCACCCCUGUGGAGGCCGGCAGAGGAGCGCAGGCUACGAGGACAUGCACCAGUGUAGCCUGCCUAAACCAGGUUUUCGGUUUACCCAGCUUCCUGAUAUGGGCAUCGGUUCUCCCCCGCCACUAAUCCCCUCCAGACCAGGACCACCACCUGGGACCUCAAUACGAUGUAACAGCUCCACCCCUGAUGUGAGUCUGAAGCCUCGUGUGUCUGAGGCGUCAGAGCUGCAGGCCCAGCAGCACAACGGCGCUCCCUACCUGCCCCUCUCCAGGACGCCCUUCCCCGCCGUGUCCGUUGAUCAGUCCAUCAGCAACUACUCAGGAAACCCAAUCACUGCGGUGUACGCUAUCUCGGCCAACCGUCCGGGAUACUCAGAUUACUUCGUCAUGUCUCCGCCAUCCUCCUACCGGAGCCCAUCCUGGAUGUCCUACCCACCUGAACCUGAAGACCUGCCGCAGCAGUGGAACGACACACCUAACUCACGACACCUGGAAACCAUCUGCUGAAGUCGAACAGAAACACUCUGCAACGAGCGCUGACGACCUCCUUCCCUCGGACCACCCUCUGGAUCUUCACCCCUCCCAGCCUUCGUCCAUCUGCCUGGCCUUCAUCUCUCACCUCACCUCGUUUCGUCAUCCACAGCUCCUCUGCCACCCUCCACACACACACACAAACAAAUCUUCACUCUUUGUAUUAAUGAGCUCCUCAGACGUGAGUCUCCCUCUC